AUGUGUGGAAGGUCAUGCCAUUUGGCCUCUCCAACGCGCCCAGUAUGUUCCAGAGGCUAAUGAAUGAGGUUUUACGCCCGUUCAUUAGCAAAUUCGUCAUAGUAUACUUCAACGACAUCUUGGUCUACAGCAUUACCCGAGACUCCCACCUCUAGCACUUAUGACAAGUGUUUGAGGCACUUUGACAGGAGAAGCUUUAUGCCCAUUGACAUGACUCAGUUAUUGUAUAUUAAAUCACGCAAAUAUAAAAUUUAUAAAAUUAGAAAAUAUGAAUUUUUAGAUAUUUAGAAGUAUUUUUAAAUAAAUAUAUCAAUUAUAAUUCAAUCCAAAAAUAGCGGUAUUUUUCUAGGUCGAUCAUAGGGAUGUAAUAUAAUAUCUGGUAAUUAUUCAGAAUUUUUCUCAAUGAAUAUAAUUUUCUAUGAAUUUUAUACUAGGAAACAGAGUUCCGCUCGACGAUUCUUACAUAAGCAAUUACAGAUGAUUUAAUUGAUCAAAUUAAGAUCUGUAAAAGCCAAAAGAAUCGUAAUAGAACAAAGUAUAUUUUGGUAAAUUAAAAACACAAAAAUUAUCACUAAAUGAAGCGUAAAGUAAAUUGAAAGAAGGAAAAUAGAGUUCCGACGUCGCGACGGCGAUGCGUCAGCGAUGCAUCGGAAUCCUGAGCGUUCGGGAGGAUCGUUGUGCAAUGUCACGGCCUCGAAGGCUCUCCUUGGACAAAGACGACGUGAGCAAUCUCUAGAUCUUCUCGUGAAAUCUAGAGAUCAAUGAAGUGGGUCAUCGAAUCGUCUCCGACAGCUAUCACUUGGCGGAUCAGAAAAACGGCAACUUUGCGGCUCUCUGGCGGCUGUCACCUAACGAAGAGGAGCUGGAUGGAGGUGGGGCUCAUGUCAAGGAGCUUCAUCCUCAGGUCUGCACAGCAAGAGGAGGCUCUUCAUCGCAUCCGGUACGCUCUCAGGAGGUGGCGACUCGUCUCUCGGCGGAUCGUACUCUUCUCGACGACGGCUUGUUCGUCGAUCAAUCAGAGAUGGUUUGCUCAAUGGAUUCGCGAUCCUUUUAUCGCGAAUCGUUCAGCAAUUUUAGUAGCAAUGCUCCGCGAAUCACGUAGACGAGAUUUUCGCCGAUGAUCCAACGAUUCUCGUUGCUUAAUCCUUCAUCGACGAUCUGUAGGAAAGUCACGAUAAUCAGAUAAAAUUAUAUGAAUUUUGACUCUGGGAGGAUUCAAACUCGCACUGGUCGCCCGCCUCUAAGGAAGGUGUGACGUGGGUUUAGUCCCACAUCGGUUGUGUGGCGAUUUUUCAGGCGAAUAUAUAGUAAUAUUAGCUUUCUAAUCAAAGUCUCUUCUCUCACGUGUACGACCACUCCUUGCCCCACAACUAGCUGGCCACUAGUGACGUGGAAGGGGAGUGGCGCACACGUGCCCCUAUCGGUUCAAGCUAAGCCGCUUGAGCCCCUGCUCACGGCUACUCCCCGACUGCGCUUCUGACUCGCUCGCAGGCCUGGCUGGCCGGCGGGUCCCCCUUUUUUGCAAUAUUUUUAUUUUUAUUUCUUGUUCUUCAUUUAUCUCAAAAGUAAGACUGUAAAAAUCGUAUAAAAUCACAUAAUUACCCAAAAAUUCACGUUAAUCAACUGAAAACCACAAAUCAUACUUUAACACAAAUAUAAGUCUAUUUAUCAUGAGUUAAGGCUAAAACUAUAUUAUUUACUAAUUAUUAACUCAUGAUAAUGAAGACUUAUCACCCAUCCUAAGAAGUGUAGUUUCUUCACUUCUGAGGUUAUGUUCCUCGGUUUUGUCAUCUCUGAGCGAGGAGUUUCCGUGGACCUCGAAAAGGUCCGCACGAUAGUCACCUAGCCACAGCCAGGUAGCAUGCAUGACAUCUGGAGCUUCAUUGGACUAGCAACAUUCUACUGUCACUUCAUUCAGGACUUUAGUUCCGUCACCACUCUACUUAUUGAUUGCCUCAAGAAGGAAACCUUCUUUUGGAUAGAGGCAAUUGAGCAAGCCUUCGAUCGAGUGAAGGCUCUUAUCACUCAGGCACCGAUACUUCCUCUAAUUGACUUCGGCAAGGUAUUUGAGGUCGCUUGUGAUGCCUCAAGCAUCGGUAUUGAGGGUGUCCUUAGCCAAGAAGGCCAUCCCAUAAAGUACUUUAGUGAGAAGCUGAAUGACAUGAGGCUUAGAUACUCCACUUACGACCGUGAGUUUUACGCCAUCAUUUAGGCUCUCAAACACUAGUGCCAUUACCUCCUUUAUAAGGAGUUUGUGCUCUUCUCAAACCAUGAGGCCUUGAAGUAUCUGCACUCUCAGUAGAAGCUGAGCAAUUGACACGCUCGAUGGGUUGAGUACUUGUAGGACUUCACCUUCAUCUUUCGCCACAAGAAGGGCAAGGAGAACGUGAUGGUAGACACCCUCAGCCGACGAGUCCACUUGCUGAACCUCGUGAAGGUUCAGGUGACAGGAUUUGAGUCCCUACCGAAUUCUUACGCAGAUUGCCCAGACUUCGGCCACAUUCUACGAGCACUUUUAGAUGGUCUAUCCCAAGAUCAUAAGGACUUCCUUGUGGUCAAUGGAUGUCUGUUCUUUAGGAGCAGACUGUGCAUUCCAUGUACAUCCCUCCGUGACUUCCUCACUUAGAAAUGUCACGUAGGAGGUUUAUUCGACCAUUUUGGUUGCAAUAAGACCAUCGCAGCAGUCGAGUACCAAUUCUACUGGCUGACCCUCAAGCGUGAUGUAAGAAACAUCGUCGCUCAGUGUCAAGUGUGCGCACUUGCCAAGUAGGUAAAGUAAAGAAGAAUGUUGGACUCUACACGCCACUUCCAGUGCCGACCUGCCCAUGGGAUGAUGUCAGCAUGGACUUCGUUUUGGGACUCCCACGUAGUGCACGACGACAUGACUCGAUCAUGGUGGUCAUCGAUAGGUUUUCAAAGAUGGCACACUUCGUGCCAUGUUCGAAAACCUUUGACACCUCCAAGGUUGCUAGCCUCUACUUUAGAGACAUUGUGUGCCUCCAAGUCUAUAGUCUCAAACCGUGAUGUAUGAUUUACCAACCACUUCUAGAGGACUCUUUGAAGCUUACUUGGGACUAAGCUCAAGUUCUGCACUGCUUACCAUCCAUAGACUGACAGCUAAAUUGAGGUCGUCAAUCGUAGCUUAGGGAAUCUACUUCGGUCAUUAGUCAGGGAGAGCUUGACCACUUGGGAUCUGAUCAUACCACAUGCCGAGUUUGCCUAUAACUCCUCGACCAAUCAUACCACUAGCAUGAGCACCUUUGAGAUCGCACACGGCUUAGCACCCCGCAAGCCCUAGAUCUAGUACCCCUAGACCCUCAUGUUAGAGUUUUCAAGGAUGGUGUCACAUUUGCCCAUAUUUUAGUCAGUUGCAUCAAGACAUCCAUGAUAGAAUACAGAGUUAGAAUACAUUGUACAAGUAGGCUGCCGAUAUGUAUCGUCGACCUCGGAUCUUCUAGGUGGGAGACCAGGUUAUGGUGAGGAUCAAGCUAGAGCAUUAUGCUCUUGGCUCUGCUAUGAAGCUUCACACUCGUAGCGUCGGCCCAUUUCGUGUUCUUUCCUAGAUAGGCGAGAACGCUUAUGUCAUCGACAUCCUUCCUUCGCAAGGGAUUAGCUCCACAUUCAACGUGACGGAUCUGACAUCACACCAAGCACCACCUCUUUCAUUUGACAUCGAGCCCUCGUCUACCGGCCCCUUCUCUAAGAGAGAGUUUACCAUGGAGUUCACUCCCCUCAUUUUAUCACCUAAUUGGCACGAGCGAGUCGAGGAGAUUCUUCAAGAGGUAAUUGACUUUAUACGGGAUGGAGUUUCACGAAGAUUUCUAGUACAUUUGUAGGGUCGCCUGUCGGAGGAACGAUGCUUAGAUUUCGGAAGCGUACCUGGAGUGACUACGACUAGAUCUACUAGAGCCCCUGCCUUCCCCACUUGUCAACUCGUUAGAGUCGAGUUCUUUCAACCUCAGGAAAAUUGAUGGUGAGCGGGACUUGUCUCCAUCAGCUCAAGAGACACCGGCAAUCCGAGUUCAGCCCAAUCGAAGCGUGAAGACAAAGGAGCCUAGCUUUCGCUACACAGCCUAG
Molecule: messenger RNA, 4077 nt
Organism: Spirodela intermedia
Lineage: Eukaryota; Viridiplantae; Streptophyta; Magnoliopsida; Alismatales; Araceae
Source: the annotation of a GenBank genome assembly